Messenger RNA from Drosophila subpulchrella, 1426 nucleotides. RefSeq names its product alpha-(1,3)-fucosyltransferase C. Gene Ontology annotation, molecular function: alpha-(1->3)-fucosyltransferase activity. NCBI's taxonomy places the organism in Eukaryota, Metazoa, Arthropoda, Insecta, Diptera, Drosophilidae. The transcript has 2 exons. Gene Ontology annotation, cellular component: membrane. The coding region runs from base 1 to 1341 and encodes 446 amino acids. The record is from RefSeq and is a predicted model, not a curated record.
AUGCCUAUAGAUAGACUUCGUGCAAUGCCAGUGGACAAGAUCCUCAGUUUCCGGAGGAAUCCCGAUCCGCAGCAGCUGGAAAGACAGCAGACUGAUGGAAUGGAGGAAAUCCCUAGAUUUCUACCAUCACAGCUCUUAAAGGAUGAGGAAAUUGGUAAGGAUGGUAAUCGCAGGAUGCCGGAUAGCGACUCGAUAAACUCUGAGGAUGCCAUUAGGCUACCUCCUCCCCGGAGAUCUCCAGUCUCGAUGAGGAAUCUCCAGCGGGAGCUGUACUCACCCAAUCAAUGUAUGAAUGUCCUGAAAGCCAUGGUGGCUGUGGUCACCGUUUGCAUGCUCUUCGCCACAAUUCCCCUAUAUCGUCGUCAGAAUAGAGACAAAGACCACGACCUCAAGAUGAUCUUGCUGUGGAAUGAGCCUCUGGUCGGUGGACCUGCCCACAUGGAGUGCGGUUGCCUGGUCACCAACCAAAGGAACUACAACGACAAAGCUUUCGAUGCGGUGGUCAUUAAUGCAGAUCAUCCUUAUACCCUGGAGGGUUUGAAUGGCACCCAACAUAAUCCCGAUUACUGUGUGGUUUAUGCAGCCAAGAAGCCCAUGUCGCAGGAUCUGCUGCCUGACUUUAUGUUGUUCAAUUUGACCAUGACCUAUCGUCUGGAUUCUCAGCUCAUCUGGACGGAUUACUAUUUCUCCUAUACGAAUCUGGCCAGGAGGCUCAACUGGUUCCGUUCUCCCAGCCUCAACUUUGCCGAUGAUAUGCCAGGUUCUAUGAUCCAACGUCUGGAGGGGGAAAUAAAUAAGAAGUCUGUACUGGCUAUGUAUUUAAUGUAUGAAGUGGAUGAGAAUAGUCUGCCAGAGAGCCUGUAUUUGGAGGAGCUGCGCAAGUAUGCUGAUCUCGAUGCCCAUGAUAGUUGCCUGGGUUCCGAUGACUGCAGUCACUAUUAUUUCAUGCUGAUCUUUGAACCCACCGCAUGUCCGGAUUAUGUGCCCCCGCAGAUGUUUACAGCCAUGAAUAAAUAUCUAGUACCCGUUCUGAUUGGAGGAGGAAACCUAACCAAUCUGGUGCCUCAGCAUUCUUAUAUUAGCAGCCUGGACUUUGCCACCCCAAAGGAUCUUAUGGGUCAUCUAAAGGAUCUAACAAAUAACCCGGAGGAAUACAAGCGCUACUUCUGGUGGCACUCCCUCUACAAGCUGCGCAAAACCUCGCAACCCUACUGCGCCCUAUGCUAUCUCAUCCAACAGCCUCUCGAGAAGCGCAAGAUUCCUGCGGGAUCUUCCAGCCUGGACUUCAUCGGCUGGUGGACCAAAUACCACUGCCCCAAUCGAUCCACCACCUUCCUCUGAGUGGCAGUAUUCCCCCUACGAUCCCCAAUCCCAAUUAUAAUUACCAACGAUCGCAAAUUGCCCUUGUUCGGUGUGGUUCCGUUUA